Cotesia glomerata is the source of this 886-nucleotide messenger RNA. RefSeq lists its product as uncharacterized. Bases 139 to 633 code for a protein of 164 amino acids. The transcript has 4 exons. Lineage: Eukaryota; Metazoa; Arthropoda; Insecta; Hymenoptera; Braconidae. The record is from RefSeq and is a predicted model, not a curated record.
GCAGAGCUCAGACGCGAGACAUACUUUGAAGCGCAGAUAGCUAAUAAUAUUGUCAGUCAGCCGCAUACGUUCGUUCUAAGCAAUUUAAUUUGUGAAUUUUAUCCAAAUUUAUUGUGAAUUUUUAAAAUAAAAUUAAAAAUGGCAAUUAAAGUUCUGGAAAAGUGUUGUUGCUUUGAUUUAAAGACUGCUGUGUUAAUUAUUGGAAUUUUUUCUAUUGUUGUUAGUGUGGGCGGAUUAAUAGAGGCGCCAGUAAGUUACAGCCAAGCAUGUUCUGGUGGCGCAACGCCGCAAAAUGACGCAAAUUGUGCUGCGGCCAGUUCCAAAUUGGGCGGAUCGAUAAGCAGUGAAGUUAUUGGGAUCAUUUUGAUGGGUCUUAUGAUUUACGGAUCACAAAAGGAAAGUUAUGGAUUAAUGUUGCCAAUAAUUAUCCUUCAAGCGAUAGGAAUCAUCAUUAUAUUCCUUUUCGUUUGGUACCUUACCAUCGUCUUCUUUACGGUUUCCGUUGGAACCGGAUUUCUAUUCAUGAUUCUCGGCAAUGCAAUUGUCGGUAUUACUGUUUACUUUUGGCUAGUAAUUUACAGCCGAUGCCAAGAAAUUAAAAACAUGACAUACACUUCGGCCAAUACUGCAUAAAAAUUUUCUACCUAACAAUAUAGAAUUAUGUUAAGAAUUUUAUUACUCAUAUUUAAUUUAAUACUGAUCUUUAUUUUUGAUAUUAUCAACUUUUAAACAUGAUUAUCUUAAUAUACUUGGAACUGUUAUCGCCACAAUGAUUAAGAAUUUUUCAGAAAAUUAUUAUGAUGAUUACCUAUUCAUUAUAAAUCUUUUGUUCGCUCAGCAGAUUUUUACUUUAUAAUAAUAAUAAUUAUUUUUUUUUUUUAAUUUA